AUCACGUUCCAUUUUACAAGAUUUUCCGCUGAGUUCCUGAACGCACCUCGGUGACGUUGACUGUUUUGAUGAUCAUGGCGGGAGACAGAGGUGACUUCCUUGACUUACAAGAUUGGUAGUAAAAACAACGCGAGUUACUCGUAAACUUUAUUUUAUUCAAAAACUAUGUGAGAGUAUCAGUCAUUUAAAGUUUAGGCCAGGUAAGUGACAAAACACUGUUUUCGCGAAACUUCUAGCAUUAGCUAAAGAAGGUCCCUCGAAGUUCGACAGAUGAUUCAAAGUUAGCCUGAUGGCGUCUAUGUUGGUAAAAGACAACCCACUUCUCUUACCCCUCAACGUGGAGAAAACGGUCUAUGAUGGAUUCAUCACUGUCCAGGAAAAAGACCUGAGAUUGAGAAUACAUCUACCACCAGAUCGCCAACUCAAAAAGGCCAAGUUGCAUUGCUGCUGGAAGUUAAAACACCUGUUGCAUGGGUAUGAACACAUUGUAAAGCAGCGGCUACAUCAGUCAACUGAUCUUGUUAGUUUCAUUCUGGAACUGAAGACUGUCUUGGAAGUGUGCUUAAAAAAACAUCCGAUGUACUACGCCAUUGCGCCUCCACAGUACUACUCCCAACUCAUCUUGGAAAUGGAAACCCUUGGGUGGGACAAGCUACUUUUCAUAGACACACAGUUUCAAAUGUUGAGGAUGAAAGCUGAAGACUCUUCUGGACGACAGCACAUUCUUACCAUUAACCUCAAGUCAAAGCACCCAGCAGAGGCUCCUGAAUGCUCAGCUGACCUGCCAAUCCCCCUCCUCUUAAAAUGGACGCCCCAGUCUUCUUUGAACCAACUCCACAGCCAGUUCCUGCUAGUCAUUGAGGCUCUGACUGAGUUCUGGGACGUUCUUGAUGAGAUUGACACAAAGACCUGGAUCCUGGAGCCAGAAAAGCCAAGUCUUUCUGACACUAUGAGACGAAUAGUUAUCGGAAACAAUGUCUCCAUUAAAGUGGAUGUGGAUCCCCGACACCCGAAGAUGUUACCAGAAUGCUGCCUGCUGGGAGCUGAGCAUGUUGUGAUUCCACUGAGGAAUAAACUGAACGCCAACAUGCAUUUGUGGAACCCGGACUCUGGUGUCUUGCAAAACCUCCAGGAUGUUUUGGAGCUCGAAUUCCCGUCACCUGCCACCCACGAAAAAUCUAUUUUCAAUGUUGAGUGUGGAAUCUGCUACUCCUAUCGCCUUGAAGCUGCUAUCCCUGACCAGGUGUGCAACGAUCAUCGCUGUGGGCAGCCCUUCCAUCAAGUGUGCCUGUAUGAGUGGCUGCGUGUGCUGCCUGGCACCAGGCAGAGCUUUAACACGGUUUUUGGAGAGUGUCCUUACUGCAGCAAGCCCAUUACUGUGAAAAUGACAGCUCAGAAGUCUUGAAGUGGCUUUCCAUGCCACAUCAACUAAAGGAAACGGUUUAAAACUAAUACAAGCAAAGAAAGCAAAUCACUUUGAAAAUUCCUGCUGAAGACGGCGCAGUAAAGCUUGUGCGUGGGGGAGCAGCUUGCUCUCCUGUCUGCUGAGGCACACCCCCGUCUAAGGUGUACAAGAAGUCGCCACCCCGCUGCGCUCCUCUUCCAUCCCGGUCAUCUUUGGGAGUCAAGCACCCACAGACAGCAAACAAAAGUCUUCGGAUGACUUCAUGAUUCCCACUGAUGGUGGAGCCUCUUGUGAAAUUUAUUGUGUGUUAAAGGGGGGACUUUAAGGGUUUGCUCUGUUGGAACCAAGUCUUCAAUGAAACAUUCAA
Phycodurus eques (leafy seadragon) is the source of this 1772-nucleotide messenger RNA. It is a transcript of the gene fancl, whose product is annotated as FA complementation group L. Gene Ontology annotation, biological process: protein monoubiquitination; interstrand cross-link repair. The record is from RefSeq and is a predicted model, not a curated record. Bases 290 to 1405 code for a protein of 371 amino acids. Gene Ontology annotation, cellular component: nucleus; Fanconi anaemia nuclear complex. Gene Ontology annotation, molecular function: ubiquitin protein ligase activity. NCBI's taxonomy places the organism in Eukaryota, Metazoa, Chordata, Actinopteri, Syngnathiformes, Syngnathidae. The transcript is spliced from 14 exons.